GACGCUGUCGAUUAAAAAAGUUAAGCUAAGAUAAUGGAAACCGCAAAUAUCACAAGUUUUCCUCAGGAAAUUCUAGACCUUCUAUUUGAAUCUCUGGAUUAUCAAGAUCGACUGAGUUUGGCCCAAAGCAAUCAUUACAUCGGCGAAUCAUUUGCCAGCUUUUGUAAGCGGGAGCUGAAAGAUCUGGAGCUUACUGAAUGCAAAACUGAAAAUGAUUAUCUUUCUCGUGUGUUACCCAUUUGCGGCUCCGCUGUUAUGAGUAUAACUGCCGAAGAUGGUAGCUACCCAAUGCUACAAAUUCUUGAGCGCUACUGUACCAAUGUGAAAUCAGUUGUCCUGAAAGCAAGAUCUUUAUGGCCGUUUUACUUCAUACCCAACAUGAAGAGUCUGACGUCGGUGCAGUUGUGGAUGAGGCGGGAUGAGGAUGAUUUUUUAUACCCCGCCCUGCAGGAACUUCCUCACCUAACUAAUUUACAUCUUCUUGAUUUUUCCGAGAAAAACGUUCACAAAGUUCAGCGUUUGGUUAAUCUGGAGAGGCUGAGUCUUGAAAGAGGAAGAAAAGAGUGUCCAGUCGAUAUCAUGCAAAUAUGCCAUUUUCUAAAAAAACUUGAUUAUCUGUUCAUUGAGUGUGACGAAAUAUUUUGCGGGACUUAUUCUCAAGGAUCAACAUGUUCGGCUCUUGAAGAAUUUGAAUUGAUUGUCAAGAAGGUCACAGAUCUACCAUUUUUCCCAAAUCUGCGAAAAGUAUUUGUUUUAUCCGACAAAAGCUUCAACUGGAUUAAGUGGAUCACGAAAUACACGGAAAAACUCGAGUCAUUAUACAUCAGUAACAUUACUGAUAAUAUUGGCCUCCUCGAUAUGCUUGAAAGCUGCAAAGUUUUGCAUUAUUUAGCAAUAUUUAUAGAAUCUACUAAACUUUCCAAUGAAUAUUUGACCUACCUUGUUGAUGUCGCGCGUCGUAAAGUGGGUUCUUUAUCUUUGGAAGUGAAAACCAAAGAGGAAGUGGAUAAUUUAAAAAAACGGUUGGCAGAUAUCCCGAAUUCUGCUAUAUGCAAAGUAUAUAAACAUAGUGUUUAAUACGCAAAUUCGGGUAAUUUAUUUGUCAGUUAAUGCGAAACAUAAAAUUCUAAAACUAUUCUAUUGGCAGUUAAAAGGUUGCCUAAUAAACAUUUGUUUUGAAAAUAUAAAAAAAUUCAUGUUUGUUAAAUCGUAUGUAAAAACAAAAAAUAUUGUA
Molecule: messenger RNA, 1234 nt
Organism: Drosophila takahashii
Lineage: Eukaryota; Metazoa; Arthropoda; Insecta; Diptera; Drosophilidae
Source: RefSeq, a predicted model, not a curated record